UGCCCAUAUCUGCAGAACAGUAAUAAGAAAACUUGAACUGUGACAAACAAGACUGGAUGAGGAAAAAUAUAAAUUUUUCCACUAUGCACAGUGAGCAGAAUGCACAAUUAAGAAAAAGGGAGGGAAAAAGAAAGAAAGAAAGAAAGAAAUUUCACUUUUGCAUCAAUUGUUUUACAGAAAUACUUUUCCAUGAGUUGACCAAUAACUGAACAGCAGUUCUCCCAGUGGUAGUCGGGUUUCCUUUCACAGGAAAAAGUGGGGAGUUGCAUCAGUAGAUAAGUAUUCCCAUAGCUCUGCAGAAUGCAAUCACUCCACUGCAGUUUGAGGUUCAAGGAAAGGAUCCUAUGAGAUAGCCUCGACUUUCCCUUUUAUUUGCUUCAGCAGUUUGAAGAAAAGCAAGAGUCCCUAAAAUGUUCAGCAGGGGAAAAUUGCUUCUGGUUUCACUCAUUUUCUCAUCUUACUUCAGCCAAAUCACUCUGAGUUAUACCAAUCUGUUGGACGCAUCCUCCACUGUUAUCGAUGAUCUGUAUGAUGGAUGUCGUAAAGAAGCCAUGGAGAAGUUUGUUCCUGGUCUAUUAAAUCAAGAACUUGAUAAAAGUGACAAACUGCAGAAAGCUUGGAAAACGUGGCAAGGACGGAGAACAAGUAGCAACUGUACCUCACAGAUCCCUGGAGGAAAUGAAGAGCACACUUCUGCUCUCGCCAUCUACCACUUUGGGGAUGAAGAGUUUAUAAAGGAGCUGAACAAUGCAGUGGAGACAAUGAUGGUGAAUGUUACCACGUAUGAUAAGGACUUCCAUUUUAAGGCCCUUCAUUUCCUGCUGAUGGAUUCCAUGAUGCUGCUGAGGCCAAAGGAAUGCGGACAGGUAUAUUUAAUCCAAGAUGACGGAGGAAAAAUACCAAAAACAAACUCAAAAGUGAGGUUUUCAAGUUUCACCGUGGUCGAAUCAGACUUAGACUUUACAGAUUUGGCGGAUCAGACUAUUUUUAAAAUAAAAACUUGCUUCUACGUGAACCUGGACGAUCAACUUUGUCUGAGAAAGCUUGGUACAUUACUCCUAUCUCCGGCUGAAGUCUUCACUGUGGAGAAAAUAGAGAAAAAGACGACUGGUGACGAUGAGUACACCGAGGUUGUUUUGACCCAUCCUACUCUGCAAAGUACGGUGGCCGUGGGGUGCAAACCACUUUUACAAGUUUAUUUGUCAGUGCUGUGGCUGGCCAUGAGCUCCACCAUGUACAAUCCCAUCAUCUACUGCUGCCUCAACAGCAGGUUCAGGGCUGGCUUCAAGCAGGUCUUCCGCUACUGUCCCUUCGUUCGGAUGUCAAGCUACGACGAGCUGGAGCUCCAAAGCACCAGACUUCGACCGUGUCACCAGAGCAGCAUGUGCACCCUCUCUCGAGUAGACACCAGCAUCCUGAGCAAAAACAAGAGUGUUUGUUCUCGAGGAAACCGGUCCAAGGCAAACUUUGCAGAAUAAUAUAGACAGCUAGACCCCAAUGGGACACCCCCUCGCUAGCUGCUCAGAAGAUUAUGUUUACAUUGUUUUUAACUGAGGCUCCGUGUUUUACAUUUGGUCAGGGGUUUUAUUUAGGAAGUGUUUGAUUCUAUGAUCCCUGCUGACAACUUCUGUUCUUUUUGAAAAUUCUUGCAAUUUUUCCCAGACACUUAAGAGUUUACAAGUUAGCCAAGCCUGGAAAAUGGUUACCAGCAUAUUGUUGCUCCAAUGGUGAGUAAACCACAUAGCAGAAGAAAGAGACUUCAGUUUUUAGUGUUACGUUUGCCCCCCAACUCAUAAAUAUAGAGGAGCAGUUGCUUCACUUGCUCCAUUGUUCAGGCGCCUUUCCUGUGAAAAGCACCUCCUCGGGAAACAGGAAAUUUACUGAGAGGAUACGUAGGGAGAUUUCAAUAGGCUAUCUGAGAUAACAGUUUGCUUAAAGAAACAUAUUAAUGCUGGUGUUGAGAGCCAGCAGGGAGCUGGUUUUAGAUGGUAGUGGAACCAGUGUGAAAAUGACACACAAAAGCUCACAAAAACACCCAAGGUGCUGUGGAUAAAGACAGAAAUAAGAAAGCAUAACCCUAACUGCAAGCCAAAAUCUCCAUAAACUUUGUUGACAAAACUACAUUUGAUUUUAAAAUAAGCUGUUGAAGGUUUUCUUUAAACCUUUUUCAAAUUAAAUUAUAAUUCAAAAAUUAUUUUGUACUAUAUAUUAACACUUUUGAAGGGAAGUUUACAAAAAUCUAAACACUGAAGAGACGACUCAAGUUUUGAAGCUGGAAGGUGGAUGAAGCUGGAAAGAAAUGUCAGCAGUGAUGUAGGAAGUAAAGAAAACAGACAAAUUGUGAAUUUUAUAGGCAGGGUAUCCUGUUCUGUUACUGUACAUCUGGAGUUCAAGUCAUUUUCAGUUUAGCUUAUCUAUAAAUCACCGUAACAAAUAUUGUGUCAAGGUGUUUUACAAGACAAACUGGUCCAGUUUCCAAUGAGCUUCACUUGUGGAAAUGAAACCUUUAAGCUCAACAUUAUUAAUACGACUGCUAGAUUUAACUUUAGAGUAAUAUUUUAAUUUUACCAACAUGUUUCUUCUCACUGGAAGUAAAAUUAACUCUCUGCAGCCCAGCAAAAGUCCCGACUUGGAUCUUAAAGAGGAUCUGUGAAGGAAGCUAGAGAUUAGGGUGAUGGCUAGGAUGCUUUCCAACCUCAAAGACCUGGAGCUCAUCACCAAUGAUAAAUCACCUUAAUACCAGUGGAAGUAUGCAAAACGCUUGUCAGUAAUUAUAGGAAGGGUUUGACUGCUGUAAGGCCAAUGAAGAUUUUUUGGUUGAUCCUUGGAAUGGGUAUAAAUCAUUUUCCACAUAUAGUUUUUUCUUUAAAAUGCAAAUAAAAGCAGAUAAAUAUUUUUCCCAAAGAAAAUAAUACUUGUGUCUUUUGAGAGAUGCCUGUCUUAUUUCCCAUGAGUGACAACGUCUUGGUUAAAUGAGAAUUAUUUUAAAUGUAAAUUUGCCAGAGAUAUGAAUAAUUUUAGGCUUAACUUUAUUAUGUAUUAACAUGCAAAACACAUGGGUACGUUCUCGACAUGGGACAUGAAAAAAGCACAUGAACAAAAAUAUUCAUAAACAUAAUGUGCAACUGGAAAAACAUGUUACACAUGUGAGAAAAUGUCCAUAUGUGUAUGGUUUUACCACACAUACUCCACAUGUGGGAAUUAUAUUGUGUUGUCAAAGGGGAAACAUUUUCUCUCAUUGAUUUCAAGAUGUCCUAAUUAUGAUACAAUACAGUCCAAUCUGGUUGAUGACAUACCAGUUGGUUUAGUUAUAUUUCCAAAAAUGAAUCAACAUCUUUGUGUGAUAUGUAGCAUAUUUUCACAUGAAUGCCUUUCAUUUAUUUUAGUUCAUUGCCCAUUUGUUUUACUGUGGGAUGCUGCAGUCCAUUUUUGCUCACUAUAUGUUCAGACGCAUAGAUUUUAUUCUUCUCACUGAUAGGUUGCAGAAAAAAAAAACAUGUUUCGACUGUUGCAAAACCCCAGAAAGCCUAUUUCUCAUUUUCCAAGUGAGUGAUGAACUUGGUGCAAAACUAACUAAAAACUAACUAACUGCUUUUCAUUCAGAUGUAUAUUAUCAUGUAUGUAUGUGCUUUUCUGUCAUGCCUUUAAAGAGGUUUGUUAAAUAUUGAGACAAAGUCUUUUAAUUGUUUGUAGAACUAUUUAUAUAUUCAUUUAAUUUCUUUCUCAUGUUGUGCUAGACAUCAGUGGUUGUUAUUAAUACCUAAUAAAGAAUUCUGUUUAUACAGCUUCAA
This is a messenger RNA of Girardinichthys multiradiatus, 3791 nucleotides long. RefSeq names its product ecto-ADP-ribosyltransferase 5-like. NCBI's taxonomy places the organism in Eukaryota, Metazoa, Chordata, Actinopteri, Cyprinodontiformes, Goodeidae. Gene Ontology annotation, molecular function: NAD+ poly-ADP-ribosyltransferase activity; NAD+-protein-arginine ADP-ribosyltransferase activity. Bases 411 to 1478 code for a protein of 355 amino acids. The record is from RefSeq and is a predicted model, not a curated record. The transcript is spliced from 5 exons.